Molecule: messenger RNA, 2396 nt
Organism: Austrofundulus limnaeus
Lineage: Eukaryota; Metazoa; Chordata; Actinopteri; Cyprinodontiformes; Rivulidae
Product: heparan sulfate glucosamine 3-O-sulfotransferase 6
Exons: 2
Coding region: 384-1460 (358 amino acids)
Molecular function (GO): [heparan sulfate]-glucosamine 3-sulfotransferase activity
Source: RefSeq, a predicted model, not a curated record
GAGCCACAGGAGCGCACAGACGGACCGGAGCGCAAAGACCUGCCGGACUGUGUGGAAGUUACUGAACACAAUUCUUUGUGUCCAGACUCACACAGAGACUCACACGGACUCACACGGACUCACACAGACUCACACAGACUCACACAGGACUAACACAGGAGUAAAGUGAUCAAACCCACGGAGAGGAUGUGGAGUCUCACACUGCGCGCUCCGAGCCAGCUGCUGCAGCGGAGCAAGAGGAGAAAGUUUCUGCGGUGUCUCCCAGAGUAAAACAACUCAUCCCAGCAGCAGCAGCAGCAGCAGCAGCAGCAGCAGCAGCAGCAGCAGGAUCAUGAGGUCUGAUGUGCCAUGUUUCCCUCACCGUGUCCUCCUGACCAGGACCCAUGGGAUGGAGUAAAUGGAGAGCUGCGUUCAUCUUUGGACCCCUGAAGGCGCAGUCCAAGCUGUCAGUCUUCUUUACCAUGCUCCUUCUCUUCACCUACCUGUUCUACUGCCUCAACGGAUAUUGUGACUCCCUGCCCACACCCGUCUACUACGUCCACAGGACCGUGUCCCACGAUGGGCUGCGGACCGAGCAGCCCGGCGCCCGCAACGUCUCCUCGGCCUCCUCGGUUCGGCAGCAGCCGCUGAACCGGUCCAGAAGCGCGGCUCAGUCCGCCGGCAUUUCUAUCGCGAACAGCUUCGGCAGCAAGAAGUUCCCUCAGGCCGUCAUCAUCGGGGUGAAGAAGGGCGGCACGCGGGCUCUGCUGGAGUUCCUGCGCGUGCACCCGGACGUGAGAGCCGUGGGCGCAGAGCCGCACUUCUUCGACCGCUUCUACGACAAGGGRCUGGAGUGGUACAGGAGUUUGAUGCCUCGCACUCUGGAGGGUCAGAUCACCAUGGAGAAGACCCCGAGUUAUUUCAUCACCAAAGAAGCUCCACGUCGUGUCUUCUUCAUGAGCCGCCAUACCAAGCUCAUUGUUGUGGUCCGAGAUCCUGUGACUCGGGCAGUUUCUGAUUACACUCAAACCCUGUCCAAAUCCCCCGGGCUGCCGUCUUUCCAGAGUCUGGUCUUCCGCAAUGCCACUGCAGGGCUCAUUGACACUUCGUGGAGCGCCGUACGCAUUGGAAUCUACGCCAAGCAUCUGGAGAGCUGGCUGCGCUACUUUCCGCUCUCGCGCUUCCUUUUUGUUAGCGGGGAGCGCCUGGUGACAGACCCAGCUGGGGAGAUGGGCAGAGUUCAGGACUUUUUAGGUAUCAAACGUGUGGUGACAGACAAGCACUUCUACUUUAACCAGACUAAAGGUUUCCCCUGCCUGAAGAAGCCCGAGGGGAGCAGCAGGCCCCGUUGCUUGGGCAAGUCCAAGGGCAGACCCCAUCCUCAGAUACCUUCUGAGGUCCUGCUCAGGCUUAGAGACUUCUACAGACCCUUCAAUCUCAAGUUCUACCAAAUUACCGGCCACGAUUUUGGCUGGAACUGAAUACCUUUUUACCAAAGCUGUUAAAACCCAUCAGUACCAGCCUUGUUCUGUGCACCUUCAAUUGCAUAAAUAUGCCUUUCCUUCCUUCUAAGCAAAGACCAAAUGGCAACAUAUAUUUCUUUAUGGGUUGUUAAAGCUGCAACUUUUCAGCCACUUUAGCAAUAGAGAAGUCCAAAACGUAAGCUCAAAGGAACCGUUCGAAGACAAACACACACCAUGCUGAUGCACAUUAUAUUUAUUUAUUUUUUCUUUGGCAAGUGCUGGAAUUUUGUUGAACUCCAAAACCAUGUUCAAAAAGACUUCACAGCACAAACUGAAAGUAAACAUAACACCAGAGACAAACCAGUGUUGCAAAGUAAUGCGACCACAGUUAAACUUUUUAGUUCAACCCUAACCUUAACCCUCAGUAAAUCACUUAAAAUGUGUACGCAGUUUAUACACUUACUGGAUGCAUUAUUUAUGCUUGACCAGGGAUGCAGUACCUGUGUGCAAAAUGUAGUUCUUCAUGUCAUUUGAUUUUAUUUAUGUGUUCAUAAAAUCUGAAAAUAACAUUUGCAUUUUUUAAAAUGACUGACUUCUUCCACAAAUGGUACUAAUACAGAACUGUGUCUUUCUAAGCCUAAUUUAUUAGACAACAAACCUUUAGUGACGUUUUCUCUCAGAAAUUUGUCCUUAACAUUCUAUUGAAAAUUCUGACUAAAUCCAUGAUUUGGAAGCAUGUCUUGGAGUCAUUUAUUCACUGCCUUCACUAUGUUCUGGUCUUUGUUCUGAACCCAAACAAGUCCACUUUCCUGCUGCCAAGAACAUAGCAUCCAUACAUCUGUUGGACAGAUGAUUGCUUCCUGGCAGAAAACGAACAGGGUGACCAGAACAGAAAAUGUAAUUAAUCACUUUUGUAUGAUUUUAUGUCAGAAGUAAAGCUUCAAUUUAUUUACA